UGCACACACACCUCACACACAGAUUGAAACACACUUCUGUUGUUGGAGAUGGAGAUGAAGUUCAUGCAUCUGUUUUUUCUGGUGUCGCUCACCGUGAACUUUACAGAAGAGUCUGAUGUGAUUGGAUCACAUGAACCAGUCAAAGCAACAGUCGGUCAAGACGUCAUUCUGCCAUGCCACCUGGAGCCUCCAUCUGAUGUGUCGACUCUAACAGUGGAGUGGAAACAGGAUGAAAAACAGGUACACCGCUAUCGAAGUGGAGCAGACGAUCUAGCUGGUCAGGACGAGAACUUCAAAGACAGAACGUCUCUCUUCCAUGAAGAAAUGACCAGAGGAAACAUUUCACUGAAACUGACCAAAGUAACUGAACGGGAUGCAGGAACUUACACCUGCCAUGUUCCUAAACUGCACAGUCAAGUCAGGAAAGGCAAAGUUACCCUCACUGUUGAGUCAAUGGAUGAUCCAGACAAAGGACGUCAGACUAAUAAAACUGCUCGUGUCCCUGGAAUUGUCAUUGGCUGUGUCAUAGGUUUCAUCAUUGUGUUAAUUGCCUUUUAUACAUGGAGGAGAAAACACAAGCAGAGGCAGCUUUGACAGCCUUCUUCAUCCCUGCAUCGCAGACUGGACCUAGAGAUGUGGAACGUCCCCUUACUGGUGGGGAAGGAACCAGAGCUUGUGCGACAGCAGUUCCGGUCUUCUGGGAGUCUCUAGCUGGCGUCCUGGAAGGGAUUCCUUCUGGUGAUUCUUGAGUUCUGCUGGUGGGUGAUGAUGGAGAAACCUCGUCAGGAGAGUUUGGGAGGGACUGCCUGCUCCAUCUGAACCUGAGUGAUGUUUUAUAACUGGACUUCUGUGCUAGUCGUGAGUUGGUCAUAACAAACACCAUGUUGGAACCUAAGGUUGUUCAUAUGUGUACUUGGUUGGUCUUAUGUCCUGGACGCUCGGGCGAGCAAUCGAGCGGUCAGCUGACCACCGUCUGGGGGUUAGUUGGAUCAGAUGGCAGGGCAGAGCUGUCUUCAACUCAGACCUCCAGAACAAUUUUUUGCAAGUUGGGGACAUCAGAGUGAGGUGAUCAUCUCUGAAAAGUCAACUUUUAGUCAGAAAAACUAUUUCAGCUUUGUAACUUUGCAUAGCAAAGUCUCUCUGUCCUCAAAUGUUGUGUUGAAUUAUGUUAAACAUAAAAAAUCAAGUAGUAACUGUCGGAUUCAAUAAAGAAUAUAAGAAAAAUCUGUACACGUUAAAAAUCUUUUUAUUAUCAAUCAACAGACUUAGAGAUUAGACACAUCUGUGGUACAACCACUCCCCAGUUCACAGUCCAGGCAGCUCGGCUAACAAACAAACUGAGCUAACAGCAGCUACAGCUGUCAGCAGUUUAUCUGUGACCUGAACUGUUAAAAAUGUCAAUGCCGAGCUAAAGAACAUCAUCUGAUACUUUUAUACAGGCAAAUCUUAAGACAAACACAUCCCAAAUACAUGUCAUAAAGCAUACAAAAAAAUAUUCAAACAUUCAAAGUUACAUAGAAGAGUCUUUUUUGGUGGCGUGUAUCCUUUAUAAUAAUAAUAAUAAUGCAUUUUAUUUCAAAGCGCCUUUCAGAACACCCAAGGACACUAUACAAAGACAAAAAAAAACAUAGAAAUACAAAGAAAAAAGGCAGUACACAAUAAAAAGCACAGGCUGUAAAAUAUAAAACAAAAAAAAUAAUUAAAAGUCAAAGUGCAUAGGCUAACUGAAACAAAUGAGUUUUCAGUCUAGAUUUGAAGAGGGGUAAAGAGUUAAUAUUGCGGAUGUCAGGGGGUAGUGCAUUCCAGAGUUGGGGAGCAGAGCAACUGAAAGCUCUACUCCCCAUAGUACUGAGGCGGGCAGUGGGGACAGUAAGGAGGAGGGAGGAGGAGGAACGAAGGGAGCGAGAGGGAAUAGCAGUGUGAAGAAGAUUAGACAGGUAAGGAGGGGCAAGAUUGUGGAUGGCUUUGAAAGUAUGGAGGAGUACUUUAAAAUGAAUUCUGUGCUUAAUGGGGAGCCAGUGGAGAUGCUGUAGUACAGGGGUAAUAUGGUGAAAUGAAGGGGUUCUGGUAAUGAUGCGGGCAGCUGAGUUUUGGACCAGUUGCAACUUGUGAAGGGAUUUGUGGGGGAGACCAAAGAGGAGGGAAUUACAGUAGUCAAGACGGGAGGUGACAAGGCUGUGUACAAGGAUGGAAGAGGUGUGGGAGGAGAGGGAGGGGCGAAGACGAUUAAUAUUGCGUAGGUGAAAGUAAGCGGACCUAGUGAUGUUGUUAAUGUGGGAGUGGAAUGAUAGAGAACUGUCUAGGAUGACACCCAAGCUCUUGACCUGGGGAGAGGGGGAGACUGAGGAUCCAUCAAUUGAAAAAGAGAUAUUGCUAGCUUUGGAUAGGGUGGAUUUGGUGCCUAUAAGGAGGACUUCUGUUUUGUCACUGUUAAGUUUUAAGAAGUUGGAGGUGAACCAGGAUUUGAUUUCGGACAAGCAUGAGGUAAGGGAGGGGG
This is a messenger RNA of Larimichthys crocea (large yellow croaker), 2497 nucleotides long. Its product is annotated as myelin-oligodendrocyte glycoprotein-like. Gene Ontology annotation, biological process: regulation of cytokine production; T cell receptor signaling pathway. Gene Ontology annotation, cellular component: external side of plasma membrane. The transcript has 5 exons. The record is from RefSeq and is a predicted model, not a curated record. NCBI's taxonomy places the organism in Eukaryota, Metazoa, Chordata, Actinopteri, Sciaenidae. The coding region runs from base 49 to 594 and encodes 181 amino acids. Gene Ontology annotation, molecular function: signaling receptor binding.